AAAUCAUGAAGAGUUCCUGUGGUUGAUUAUUCUUUCAAAUGUGAAGAAUGGCUUAAAUCCAGCUACUUCAAAAUUAGUGUUUGGACAUCUUACCAUUCAAGUAGAGAUGAAAAUAUAUGACAAGUGGAAAUGUGUUCCUGAAAGUAAUUGAAUGAAAUAAGAAUCAACUUGAAUGCAGCAUGGGAAUGUUUUGUUCAAUCAUUAGAUUUGAAAAUCUCUAUGAACUGAAAAGACUAUGCCACUGGGGACCAAUCAUAGCACUUAGUGUAAUAGCAAUAUGUUCUGCCAUGGCUAUCAUUGAUGCAGUCCUGUGGUACUGGCCUUUGGAUACAACAGGAGGAAGUAUUAAUUUCAUCAUGCUCAUCAAUUGGACUAUUAUGAUCCUUUAUAACUACUUCAAUGCCAUGUUUGUUGGCCCUGGAUAUGUUCCUAUUGGAUGGAAACCAGAAAAUGCUCAGGACUCCAUGUAUCUUCAAUACUGUAAAAUAUGCCAAUCUUACAAAGCACCACGUUCACAUCACUGCCGAAAAUGUAACAGGUGUGUGAUGAAGAUGGACCACCACUGUCCAUGGAUUAAUAAUUGCUGUGGAUUUCAGAAUCAUGCUUCAUUUACACUCUUUCUUCUGCUAGCCCCUCUGGGGUGUAUUCACGCUGCUUUUAUUUUUGUCAUGACCAUGUAUACUCAGCUUUACAACAGGGUCUCCUUUGGUUGGAGUUCUGUGAAAAUUGAUAUGAGUGCAGCCAGGAGGGAUCCCCGCCCAAUAAUUCCUUUUGAGUUGUCUGCAUUUGCUGCCUCCUUAUUUGCCCUGGGACUGGCAUUAGGUACUACACUAGCGGUUGGAAUGUUGUUUGUUAUCCAGAUGAAAAUUAUUUUAAAGAAUAAAACUUCAAUAGAAUCAUGGAUUGAAGAAAAGGCCAAAGACCGCAUUCAGUAUUAUCAAACAAAAGAAGUCUUUGUAUUUCCUUAUGACCUGGGAAGCAAAUGGGAUAACUUCAAGCAAGUCUUUACAUGGUCUGGAAAUCCAGAAGGAGAUGGCUUGGAAUGGCCUAUAAGAGAAGGUUGCCAUCAAUAUAGUUUAACGGUUGAACAGUUAAAACAGAAAGCUGACAAGAGAGUGAGAAGUGUACGGUACCAAGCAAUAGAAGACUAUAAUGGUGCCUUUUGCCCUGUCACGAAAGGUGUAAGGACUUUCUGUACGACUCCAUGCACUGAAGAGCCUAGAAUUGUCCUUCACAUGGGAGACCACAUUUUAGCCACCCGAGGACUGAAAGUAUCUUAUUUCAAUUUCAUAAUGUAGUUUAAAUGCAUUUUAUGUCUUAAGUACAUUAUUUUCAGUGAUUCCAAAUGCAAAAUCCAUAAAACUGUAACAAAAAUUUGAGAAGCCAAUCUGAAAUAGUUUAAUAUGAAUUCAGCAGACUUGGAGGACAGGAAAUUAAGGAAUUCUACUUAUGAAAAUCUGUGAUACAAAUCCCUACUUAAAGAUAGAAAGCUACUAUGCCAUUAUACCAAACAGAUAAUUUGUCCAUUUUCCAGCAUUUUAGAAUUUAGAGUAUUCCCAAAAGUGUAUCUAGAAACUAAAAAAAUGAGUUGAUUUAAACGGCUGGAUUAAACAAUUAAGAAUGCAGUUUUAAAUAUAUUUCCUUGGAGAUGAUGAGAUAUACUUUAAGUUUGACUUCUGUAGGUUUGUGCUAUUAGGAACUUCAUUUAUUUUCAAGUUGUUAAAAAAAGGAUGGCAGAUGCUGUCAUAGAAGAAACAUUCCUUAUCCUUUCACAUGCAGGACAUGAUGCUUUAAUUAAACUUCUACAGCAAAAUGGUUAAUAUAGACAAAAUCUAAGUCAUACCUUACAUCUUGAAGAAAAAUUGUGAAAAUUGAAAAAAGAGGAUGUUACACAGUUUUUGACAAAGCUCAAGAGUACAUCAUGAUGGGACAGGGAGGAAAAAUCUUCAAGUGGUACAGUUUUUUAUUU
Molecule: messenger RNA, 1969 nt
Organism: Ahaetulla prasina
Lineage: Eukaryota; Metazoa; Chordata; Lepidosauria; Squamata; Colubridae
Gene: ZDHHC6
Product: zinc finger DHHC-type palmitoyltransferase 6
Exons: 9
Coding region: 180-1298 (372 amino acids)
Biological process (GO): protein palmitoylation
Cellular component (GO): Golgi apparatus
Molecular function (GO): palmitoyltransferase activity
Source: RefSeq, a predicted model, not a curated record